Messenger RNA from Notothenia coriiceps (black rockcod), 1334 nucleotides. It is a transcript of the gene tusc2b, whose product is annotated as tumor suppressor 2, mitochondrial calcium regulator b. The transcript has 4 exons. The record is from RefSeq and is a predicted model, not a curated record. Gene Ontology annotation, cellular component: mitochondrion. Gene Ontology annotation, biological process: regulation of mitochondrial membrane potential; inflammatory response. The coding region runs from base 283 to 618 and encodes 111 amino acids. Lineage: Eukaryota; Metazoa; Chordata; Actinopteri; Perciformes; Nototheniidae.
CGGUAGCUUACCUUGUACUCUUAACCAGACGCUAAAGAAAAAGACGGAGAAGAAGAAAGUAUACCAUUAGUUAGCAUAAACAGUUAGCAUAGCUGUGUGGUGAUAUCUUGAAAAGAUCUAGCAACCCAACAAGACACAUUCAUCAAGGAACAUUAUAUACUUGCGACCGCAACAAACCCCACUUUAGGUGUUUUUUUGAAGGUCCCUCUUCAUCUUGUACAGUGAUACUGUAUAACUACUGGCAGUCUGGUGACCCAAGAAAAUAAUGUGCUGCAGCUGAAGAUGGGGGGUAGCGGCUCCAAAUCCAAAGGAUUUUGGCCUUUUUCAGGCUCGGUUGGUGCAGACGAUCCAAUCCAAGAUGGAAACGAGCAGUCAAUGGCAAGAGCUCGGAGUUUCACAGGCGCAACACCUUUUGUGUUAACUAGACGAAGCUCUCUGUACUUGGAUGAAGAUGGCGACAUGGCCCAUGAGUUCUAUGAAGAGACAAUUGUGACAAAAAAUGGACGUAAAAAAGCCAAGCUGAAAAGGAUUCACAAAAACCUAACAUCUCAGGGAAUUAUAAAGCUGGAGAUCCCUUGCAUCCAUGUGGAUUUCCCAGUUGUCCUCUGUGAAGCCUGAUGAUGUCUGAAGGGUGUCUCAGACUAGCCACUGUCAACUCCGUCCUGUGGUUUCCCCUACAGCUCAAAGCCUGAACCACCUUUUAAUAUAAUAUGAUCUCCUGAUAUAUUUGAUUCCCUUGUGUGGACAGGCUGAUGCAAUGUGAGUGAGCCCCACAUGUGAUCUGUUUUGGCUUGUGUAAAGUUAGACAGAAUAGAUCACCAAUGGAGAUCUAGAAGGAUACCAAGUUGGCAGAACCUACUCAGUUUACAGAACAUGGUUUGUCUGCAUGUAAGUGUGAAUGUGUGUGCAGACAUGGGAUGACAUGGGAAAGAGUCAUGAAUUUAUUGCUGCAGAUUGUUUUCUGGUAUGAUUCAACAAACUCUAGGAUUUUGAGCAGAAGGCAACCAGUUCUUCCCUGCGUCACGGUCAUAGCUGGAGCGGGAAAGCUCAAGUGCACACUUUGUUUUUUGACCAUGACUUGCUUUAUUAUGCAUGGAACAGGAUCUGCUUGGCAAUAGCCUAGGGAGUUGACAAUCAGUGGCCCACAAAAUCUCAAGUGGAUUUAUGUCAUUAUAACGCUGGAUGGACUGGCUUCAAUGACCUCAGAGCCACACAUGUACACAGCAGCAGUGAGUCUAGUAAGAAAUCCUGUUGGUUUGUUUGCUGCUUUGGCAUAAUAUGUUUCACUUUUAAUUUAUUAUAACUGUUUUUUAAUUACAAUAUCAAAUGCUCAA